AUGGCAGCUGCUGGAAGUGCGUCUCCUCGCACUCUGCAGCAGGGCAUUCGCAGAAGCAUAUCUGCGGCUGCUUCGGGUGGUCUGCACCUGCUGACCAGCGAGACGGAUCUCAACCAAGGCCGAGAACACGACGAACACAUAUCGCCGACGCGGGUCUCUGUGAGGGAUCGCAUGAGCCUCCGGUCUAGAAGUCCCGGAUCCUCGAGUCUAUCAGAUCUGGAUCCCUUCUUUGAUCGAGCAAUGUCACUGCCUUCCAUUCGGGAGAGAGAUAGUGACAACGACAGCCAGUUCCGCAAUCCAUUUGCAGACACGAACUCUGUGGCAGACACGCAGGCAGACGAUGCUCGGAAUCCGUUCGACGAUUCAAGUGCCGAGGACACACUGCAGGAGCAGCCUCUAGAGCCGCCCUACCACAUUUUCACCAAGAGGCAAAAGUGGUUUGUUAUCGUCAUUAUAGGCACAGCUGGGUUGUUCUCUGGCCUAUCGUCAAACAUCUACUUUCCAUCGCUCGAUGCCAUCUCACGGGAUCUACAUGUGAGCGCCGAGAUGGUCUCGUUGACUAUCACCUCCUAUCUCAUUAUCCAAGGCAUUUCGCCGCUCUUUUGGGGCUCUAUCUCAGAUGCCUUGGGGAGACGACCUAUCUACAUCGCCUCUUUUGCCGUCUACAUCAUUUCCAACAUCGGUCUCAGCUUUUCGCCAAAUUUCACCAUUCUCAUGGUUUUCAGAGGGUUGCAAGCGGCCGGCAGCGCUUCGACCGUCAGCAUCGGAAACGGUGUCAUCCAGGAUAUCUCUCCUCCCGCGGAGCGGGGUGAGUUCAUUAGUUUUUACCAGGCGAUCACUAUUGUGAUUAUCAUAUUUCUGCCCGAGACCAUGCGAAGCAUUGCCGGGAAUGGCUCGCUCCGGCUGGGGGGUGUCUAUAAGCCCCUGAUACGCCUUGUUACAAAAGAGCCUGAUUAUCUAGAAGACCCGGAAGAGCCCCUUCCGCGGAAGAAGGUGACAGCUGCAACCUUCUUGGAGCCUUUGCGUCUGCUCGUACAGAGAGACAUACUCAUCAACCUCAUAUUCGGCGGUGUUGUUUACACCAUCUGGAGCAUGGUCACGUCGAGUACCACUGGAUUGUUCAAACAGCUUUUCAACCUAAAUGAACUCCAGAUUGGCUUGGCGUUUCUACCCAAUGGAUUCGGAACUAUCGUGGGCUCAGCCAUAGCUGGAAAGCUAAUGACACGAGAUUACAAGGCAAUAGAAGAGGCAUACAAGGUAUCCCAUAACAUGGAGAAGUCCGAAAAGCUGACAGCCAAGAACAUGCCCGCCGACUUCCCGAUAGAACGGGCGCGUCUACGUCGUUUGCCAUGGGUCGUCGUCAUAUUCAUCGCAUCAACGGGUGCUUACGGCGUCUCGCUCAACUUUCCCGCCGCGACCUCAUUGACAGGCUGGAUCGCUGUUCCGCUUACACUACAGUUCUUCAUCGCUGCGACGAGCAACGCUGUGUUCGCCCUCAACCAGACUCUCGUCACGGAUUUGUGCCCCGGCAAAGGAGCAAGAUACUCGCAAUUCAUUAUGACGGCUCCCGAAGUUCAUGCCGCGAACGUGAGUUCCAAAGCCAUCAAGAUUCAACAGCAACUCGCCCAGUACCUCGACAAAUACGUUUCAGACAACCAAAAGUCACUGCAAUGCAACAAGGAGGCAUCCCGUUCCUUGCCAGGAGGAACAACCCGCUCCGUUCUUUACUAUGAACCCUUCCCACUGGCGUUUUCGGGAGGUCACGGUUGUCAUCUAACAUCCAUGGAUGGGGAGGAGUACCUCGACUUUCUCUCUGAGUACUGCGCUGGCAUGUUUGGCCACUCACACCCAGACAUCAUUGCCGCAAUUGAGAGUGUUACCAAGUCAGGAUUUACUCUCGGUGGACCAGGACCUAAAGAGGGCGAACUGGGAAAGUUGCUUGUGGACCGGUUUCCAAGUAUCGACGCCAUCAGGUUCUGUAACUCAGGUACAGAGGCUAAUACCAUGGCUAUUGCUACUGCUCUGCACUUUAUUGGGAGGAAGAGGAUCUUGGUUUUCGAAAAUGGCUAUCACGGCGGCACACUAGCCUUCACGCCAGGAAACCCGUUGAUUCUCCCGCAUGACUUCGUUCAGGGUCGCUACAACGACAUUGAGUACACCCGCCCUCUCAUUACCGAAGAACUCGGCAUCAUUAUCGUCGAGCCGCUGCAAGGCGCAGCCGGCAUGUUUGCUGGAACCCAGGAAUUCCUCCAGUUUCUCAGAGACGAGGCCACCCGCGUCGGCGCUAUCUUGAUCUUUGACGAAGUCAUUACCUCGCGCCUCAACUACGGCGGUCUGCAAGAAAUCCACGGAAUUGUUCCCGACAUGACGACUAUAGGCAAGCACUUUGGAGGCGGCUUCUCCUUCGGUGCCUUUGGCGGAAAGAAGGAGAUCAUGGACCUGUACGACCCGUCGUCUCCCACGAGCCUGCAUCACUCCGGCACCUGGAACAAUAACAAAUUCUCCAUGACGGCAGGUGUUGCUGCGACGAAGCUGCUUUCGAGAGAAGCCCUCGAUAAGAACAAUAGCCUUGGUAACAAGCUGAGGGACGGACUUGGCGCUCUUUUCAAGGCCAAGGAUGAGUCGAUACUUACUCUUAGUGGGUUCGGCAGUGUCAUUGGAGUGCACUUCAACGGACCCUCGGCAGACAACCUGCGAGACUUGUUUUUCUUUUACAUGCUGAGCAAGAGGAUUUACGUCGGUCGUCGGGGAUUUCUUGCGUUGAACAUUACCCACGAGGAGAAACAUGUCAACAGGGUACUAGCAGCGGCAAAGGACUUUUGUGAUGAAGUAUUGUAA
Colletotrichum chrysophilum is the source of this 2838-nucleotide messenger RNA. RefSeq lists its product as uncharacterized. The coding region runs from base 1 to 2838 and encodes 945 amino acids. The record is from RefSeq and is a predicted model, not a curated record. Gene Ontology annotation, biological process: transmembrane transport. Gene Ontology annotation, molecular function: transmembrane transporter activity; transaminase activity; pyridoxal phosphate binding. The transcript is spliced from 7 exons. NCBI's taxonomy places the organism in Eukaryota, Fungi, Ascomycota, Sordariomycetes, Glomerellales, Glomerellaceae.